Messenger RNA from Ctenopharyngodon idella (grass carp), 2527 nucleotides. RefSeq names its product B-cell receptor CD22-like. Lineage: Eukaryota; Metazoa; Chordata; Actinopteri; Cypriniformes; Xenocyprididae. The transcript has 11 exons. The record is from RefSeq and is a predicted model, not a curated record. The coding region runs from base 198 to 2024 and encodes 608 amino acids.
GAAAAAAAAAACUUUUUAAAAAAAUAAUAUUUGUAUGUCACUAUAGCCAAAAGUAAGCAAGGAAAAAGGGGGGUGAGGGGAAGAGGAAAUGAUGCAGUUCUGGUUAUAAAUGAGGCUGGUAGACUUGAACCUUCCUUAUUUCUUCUCAAGUGUCAUUUGGUUACAGCUCAUGAGGUGUCCUGCUCUAUGGUGUUGCUAUGGUGAUGUCAGUCAAAAUGGCUCCUCUUCCUCUGUUCAUUCUCCUCAUGAUUCAAGGAGUUUUCAGUGCUGAUUGGGGUGUGAGUUACAGUCCUUCACACAUCUGUGCAGUAAAGGACUCAUCAGUGAUAAUGAACUGCACUUAUACAUACCCUACUGGACAUAAGAUCAAGAAAGUGUUCUGGACCAAAGGCACUGUAAAAAAGGGUAAAGAGUUUCCAGAUCUGUCUAAGGACCCUGAAUACAAACAGAGGUUUAAGUAUCUGGGAGAUAAACUGAAGAACUGCACCAUCAGACUGAGUCAUGUGACACUGAAGGAUUCACACGAGUACUAUUUCAGAUUCAUCACUGAUAAAGAUGUGAAAUGGACUGGCACUCCAGGAGUGACUCUUACUGUCACAGAUCUUCAGGUGGAGUCUCCUGAGAGAGUGACAGAGGGAGAUUCAGUCCGUCUGACAUGUAAAAGCAGCUGUAAUCUGACUGACAGAGCAACAUUCAUCUGGUACAGAAACUCACAGCCAUUAACUGAGAGAAGAGACAGAAACAAUGAACUCCUGCUGCAGUCAGUCAGAAGAGAGGAUGCAGGCAGAUAUAGCUGUGCUGUACACGGACACAAUUACAUCUCUCCUGCUGUUGAGCUCAAUGUCAUGUAUCCUCCAAAGAGUGCCUCAGUGUCCAUCAGUCCAUCUGGUGAAAUAGUGUCAGGAGAUUCAGUGACUCUGAGCUGCAGCAGUGAUUCAAACCCUGCUGCUCUGAACUUCAGCUGGUUUAAAGGAGGAACGUUUGUAGGAUCUGGAAGAAUCUACAAAAUCUCAAAGAUCAGCUCUGAUGACAGUGGAGAAUACAAGUGCAGAUCCAUCAAUGAACAUGGAGAGAAAUACUCUGAUGCUGUGACUUUAAAUGUCAUGUACCCACCCAGGAACGUCUCAGUGUUGCUAACUGGAUCUGGUGAAAUAAUGUCAGGAGAUUCAGUGACUCUGAUCUGCAGCAGUGAUUCAAACCCUCCUGCAAAUAUUAGCUGGUUUAAAGGAAAAACGUUUGUAGGAUCUGGAAGAAUCUACAACAUCUCAAAGAUCAGCUCUGAUGACAGUGGAGAAUACAAGUGCAAGUCCAUCAAUAAACAUGGAGAGAAAUACUCUGAUGCUGUGACUUUAAAUGUCAUGUACCCACCCAGGAACGUCUCAGUGUUGAUAUCUGGAUCUGGUGAAAUAGUGUCAGGAGAUUCAGUGACUCUGAUCUGCAGCAGUGAUUCAAACCCUCCUGCUCUGAACUUCAGCUGGUUUAAGGAGAAUGAAAGCUCAGCUGUUGGAUCUGGACAGAGUUUCAGUGCACUACAGAGUGGACGCUUCUACUGUCAGGCUCACAAUCAACAUGGAUCUCAGAGAUCAGACGCUGUAACUGUGACUGUUAAAGACGGUUUUGUUUCAGGACACAAUACAUUCCUGAGCGCAGCUAUUGUGAUCGUAGCUGUAUGUGCAGUUUUAUUUUUUGUCUGCAUCAUCAUGUUCAUAAGGAAGAGAAAAUGUGCUAGAGUAUGGGAAGUCAAACAGAAGCAGGUUCAACAACCUUCCAGCUCUGACGGAAACCACUGUGAUGAUGGUCUGUACGCCAGGGUCUCACCCAGAACCAGAACAGAUCAGACCGCAGGAAAAACUGAGUCCACAGAUUCUCAGAAAAUCAGCUACGCAACCAUCCAAUACACCAGGGACAAUGAAGACACGUAUGAAAAUCUGAGAAUGGACCAUCCUGAUCCUGCUGUGAGAUCCGGUGCUGCGAAGGUGAUUUACAGCCGGAUCAAAGGACCCAUCCAGGACCCGUCAAAUUGAUUGAAAAUGCUGUCAUUUUUUCCAUUCAUUUACUGCAGCUUUGAUUCAGAUGUUUAUAAUAGCGAUUUAAAUGUGUGUCAUUACACUAGUUAAAUCAUUUACUUCUCCUUCGCUGUUGGCCGUCUGUAGGAAGUAUCAGUCAGAUGUACCAAUACCAUAGGCUACAAAAUUUUCCAUGGUAGUUAUUUACAUCAUUGUGUAGGUCUUUGCAAGACUGUGGUUUGGUGCGUCUGUGUGGGAAGUUACAGAAUCUACUAGCUAAAAUUAAGCACCUUUCGAAACACUUUCUGUUAAUAGCAUGUUUUGUGACAUUUCUGAAGUUUUGUGUAAUUUUCCAUGAAUUGCAGUCUCUCUGUUAUUUUGCCAUCUUGUGCCUUACACACACACACACACACACACACACACACGUAAAUAUAUAUAUAUUCAUAUGUUUUGUAUAGGCUAUCAGUAUAUUUUAAGACUUAAAGAUUAUGCAAUAAAAUGUUUUUGUUUGUAAUACGUAA